AUGGCUGAAAGCCCAGCCUCUGUUCAGUCUCGUUCGCCUCCUGGUGGUGGUUCAGCAAAGAAAGGAAAAGGUAAAGGUAAAGGAACACCAAAAGCGAAAGGAAGUCCAAAAGGAUCACCCAAAGGGAAACAAAAAUCUGCCAGUGAACACAACAUAAAAGGGAAGGGUUCUGAGGCAGGAAGAAGGAAACUUUCAGCUAAAAAAGAUGAGGAACCUGAUCUAUCUAUGGCAAGCAUGGGCCACCCAGAAAUCUUUCCAUUGGUCCUAACAGAAAAAACACAGGAAAUUUUUAAUUGCCGUGUUGAUGUAGAUGUGUCAGCUGAAAAUCCUCACAAACUUGUGAAAAAAGAGGACAUCAUUAAUGAUAUGAAGACAAGAGCUGCAAUUUCUGACUUCCACCCCAUCAAAAAAAUUGUCUUAGAUUAUCCAGGGGAAGAACUUCUGUUAGUCUUUGACAGAGAAUUAAAAUAUGGGCAAAUCUUUUAUAUUAUUGCAACCGAAGAGGCCAAGGAAAGCAUUUUAAAUCCUCCAGAGCCAGAAGAAGAAGAAGGAGAGGUUAAAGAAUGGGUCCAAGAAGAAUAUGUUUAUAAGCCUCCUGUCCGCAAACCUUGGGUCUCACUUGGAAGUGAAAAGGAAAUUGAAGAAGAAUCACUUAUAGAAUCAACAAGGAAGAUUAAAUAUAUGAUUUCUCGCCCACACAAAGAAUUUGGGAUUCGGAUUAAAUUGCACAAACGGAAUGCUUCAACUGAUAAACAUGGCUAUGUUGAGUGUACAUCUUAUCAAGAUAAGAACUUCACCAUUCGACAGCUUGAGAAACAUACUGGUACACAGGUAGUUCCUAACGAAAAAGAGACAGGAACUCAGACAAAAUGGACCUACCCCAAAAAUGCAACAACACAGUAUUAUCCUAGAGAAUUUUCAGAAGAAGAAAGGGAGAAAUAUUUGUCAUCAGAAGACCUGAAAAACUUCAUCUUGUCUGUGGCUGUAAGAGUUGAAGUAGCACUCCAGCAAAAUGAAAUAAUGGAUGCCUUCUAUGAUGACUGGAAAGCCCUUGCAGAAGAUGAAAGUGGCUUUGUAGGCAAAUCAGAUGUUUCCCUUAAGGAAUAUCAGUCAUUUACAGACCUGCAUUAUCUCAAGGACAGAACGGUUAGCUGCAUUUGCUGGCACCCAACCAUUUAUGGGAUUGUUGCAGUGGCAGUAACAGAGCGACUUUCUUAUGAGGAACGAAUUCAACAGUCUGGGAAAUUACUCUUGUGGAAAGCACCCAUUCUGUUUUGGAGUUUUGCAGAUCCUAUUCACCCUCAGCUCAUGCUGGAGUGCCCUGAAGAUAUCUACUGCUUUCAGUUUUCUCCAAGUGAUCCCAACAUCAUUGCAGGAGGCUGUAUGAAUGGACAGGUUGUACUGUGGGACAUUUCAGAAUAUGAAGAGAGGUUACAAAAUGCAAAGUCAGGUACAGGUGGAAGCAAGAGCACUACGGUUAAUAUGCCAAGUUUCAUGCUGGAACAACAGAUUGGGAAGGAACCUCACCUGGUGAGAUAUUGCGCAGUUUCAUCCAUAGAAUAUGGCCAUAAAUCAGUAAUAACAGAUAUACACUGGCUGCCAGAAAUGUUUGAGCUCAACAGAAUGGGCACUGUCUUUGAAAACAGAGCUGGGAUUUGUGUACAGCUUGUCACCUGCUCACCAGACUGCACAAUAUAUAUUUGGGAUCUCCGAGCUCACAGGCCUGCACUCCAACCUUCAAAUGAGAAGAAAAAGGAAGAUAAGAUCAUUGCAGCUCCACCUGAUGUGCCAAUUACCUUCAAACAUCUAGACCUUUCAUGGAGGCCUCUCAUUAAGAUAAACCUACCCAAGACAGAUACAGGUGCAGAGUACAGUCCAACAAAAGUUAGCCUCAGAGAAGAGCACUAUCACACCAAAAUUCAAGACAAGACGCAGCCCCAAAUCAAACCAGAGGCACCGACAGAAAAGCUGCCAUAUAGCCAGAUACAGGCCACAUCAAUGAAACCUCUGAAGCUGCUAGAAAAUAUCACUAGCAGCUUUUUUGUUGGGACCGAAGAUGGUGAAGUUCUUUGUUCAGAAUGGAAGAUGGAAAGAGAUGGUGACUCAGGAAGACUGCUUAGCCAGAAGCCAUCCAACAUUCACACCAUCCAUGAUGGACUUGUCCACACCGUUCAGCGGUCUCCAUUUUUCAAAGACAUCAUUCUCACAGUUGGAGGCUGGAAUUUUGCAAUAUGGAAAGAAGGUGUUAUGAAUGGACCGCUCCUUGAGUCAAGCUGUGCAGCAAAGAGAUAUACUGUUGGACACUGGUCCUUAUCAAGACCAGGUGUUUUCUUUAUUGGAAGAGAAGAUGGAAAUAUUGACAUUUGGGACCUAUUGGAAAAAACACAUGAACCGUCACAGACCCAAAAUGUCUGUAUUGCACUGAUUACUUGCAUCAAACCCUGGAUCUACUCUUCAAAACAACACUUCUUAGCAGUAUCUGAUGACUUUGGUACACUACAUAUUUUAGAAAUUUCAUGGACAUUAAGUCACCCUUCCAGCAAUGAGCGUUCCAGUGUUCUUCAUUACUUUGAGCGAGAAGUCAAACAUCUGGAGUUCUUUGAGCAGCGGAAAGAAUUCAGAGCUCAAGAAAAAAUGACACUGGAGCAUGAACUGAUGAUGAUGAAAACGAAAGCAGUUGGUGGUCAGCGAUCAAGAGAAUUAAUGGAAGAACAGACCCAACAAGAUUAUGUAGAUUUUUUGGAACUAGAGAAGACCAUUCUGCUUCGACUUGGACUAUUGAAGGGACCUGAUAGAUUUAACACCUCAUGA
Messenger RNA from Elgaria multicarinata webbii, 2811 nucleotides. RefSeq names its product dynein axonemal intermediate chain 3 (gene DNAI3). Gene Ontology annotation, molecular function: dynein light chain binding; dynein heavy chain binding. The record is from RefSeq and is a predicted model, not a curated record. The coding region runs from base 1 to 2811 and encodes 936 amino acids. The transcript has 23 exons. NCBI's taxonomy places the organism in Eukaryota, Metazoa, Chordata, Lepidosauria, Squamata, Anguidae. Gene Ontology annotation, cellular component: inner dynein arm. Gene Ontology annotation, biological process: inner dynein arm assembly; cilium movement involved in cell motility.